CGGCUGGAUUUCCUCGUCCGUCUUCCUCCCGUGUUUUUCUGGCUGAGCUUGGCAUCGAGGGGGCUGAGUUCGGGCGGCCGCGCCGGGCGCACCGCGGGGGUCACGGCGGCGGCGGCGGCUGACGGCUGGAAGGGCGGGCUUCCCUCGCCGCGCGUCCUCCUUCCCCGGUCCGCUCGGUGUCAGGCGCGGCGGGCGGACUUCGUCCCUCCUGCCGCUCCCCCCCGCGCCGGAGCGCGCUCCCCUGCCUUCGCCAUCCCCCGACCCUUCACCCCGGGCACUGGGCGCCUCCUCCGGCGCAGCGCAGGGAGCGGGGGCCGGGCUCCUGCUCGGCUGUCGCGCCUCCAUGUCGGAUAACCAGAGCUGGAACUCGUCGGGCUCGGAGGAGGACCCGGAGACGGAGUCCAGGCUGCCGGUGGAGCGCUGCGGGGUCCUCAGUAAGUGGACAAACUACAUUCGUGGGUGGCAGGAUCGUUGGGUAGUUUUGAAAAAUAAUACUCUGAGUUACUACAAAUCUGAAGAUGAGGCAGAAUAUGGCUGCAGAGGAGUGAUCUGUAUUCACAAGGCUGUCAUCACGCCUCAUGAUUUUGAUGAGUGUCGGUUUGAUAUUAGUGUAAAUGAUAGCAUUUGGUAUCUUCGUGCUGAGGAUCCAGCUCACAGACAGCAGUGGAUAGAUGCCAUCGAACAGCACAAGACUGAAUCUGGAUAUGGAUCUGAAUCCAGCUUGCGUCGACAUGGCUCAAUGGUUUCCCUGGUGUCUGGAGCAAGUGGCUAUUCUGCAACAUCCACCUCUUCAUUCAAGAAAGGCCACAGUUUACGUGAGAAAUUGGCUGAAAUGGAAACUUUUAGAGAUAUCUUAUGUAGACAAGUUGAUACUCUGCAGAAAUACUUUGAUGCCUGUGCUGAUGCUGUCUCCAAGGAUGAACUUCAAAGGGAUAAAGUGGUAGAAGAUGAUGAAGAUGACUUUCCUACAACACGUUCUGAUGGAGACUUCUUGCAUAAUACCAAUGGUAAUAAGGAAAAGAUAUUUCCACAUGUAACACCGAAAGGAAUUAAUGGUAUAGACUUCAAAGGGGAGGCGAUAACUUUUAAAGCAACUACUGCUGGCAUCCUUGCUACCCUUUCUCAUUGUAUUGAACUGAUGGUAAAACGGGAAGACAGCUGGCAAAAGAGGCUGGACAAGGAAAUUGAGAAAAGAAGAAGAAUAGAGGAAGCAUACAAAAAUGCCAUGACAGAACUUAAGAAAAAAUCCCACUUUGGAGGACCAGAUUAUGAGGAAGGCCCAAACAGUCUGAUUAAUGAAGAAGAGUUCUUUGAUGCUGUUGAAGCUGCUCUUGACAGACAAGAUAAAAUAGAAGAACAGAGUGAAAAGGUCAGGUUACAUUGGCCUACAUCCAUGCCAUCUGGAGAUGCCUUUUCAUCUGUGGGAACUCACAGAUUUGUCCAAAAGCCCUAUAGUCGCUCUUCCUCCAUGUCUUCCAUUGAUCUAGUCAGUGCCUCUGACGCUGCUCACAGAUUCAGCUCCCAGGUUGAAGAGAUGGUGCAGAACCACAUGACUUAUUCGUUACAGGAUGUAGGUGGAGAUGCCAAUUGGCAGCUGGUUGUAGAAGAAGGUGAAAUGAAGGUAUAUAGAAGAGAAGUAGAAGAAAACGGGAUUGUUCUGGAUCCUUUGAAAGCUACCCAUGCAGUUAAAGGCGUCACAGGACACGAGGUCUGCAGUUACUUCUGGAAUGUUGACGUUCGCAAUGAUUGGGAAACAACUAUAGAAAACUUCCACGUGGUGGAAACAUUAGCUGAUAAUGCAAUCAUCAUUUAUCAAACGCACAAGAGAGUAUGGCCUGCUUCUCAGCGAGAUGUAUUAUAUCUUUCUGCCAUUCGAAAGAUACCGGCCUUGACUGAAAAUGACCCAGAAACUUGGAUAGUUUGUAAUUUUUCUGUGGAUCACGACAGUGCUCCUCUAAACAAUCGAUGUGUCCGUGCCAAAAUAAAUAUUGCUAUGAUUUGUCAAACUUUGGUAAGCCCACCAGAGGGAAACCAGGAGAUUAGCAGGGACAACAUUCUAUGCAAGAUUACGUAUGUAGCUAAUGUGAACCCAGGAGGAUGGGCACCAGCCUCAGUGUUAAGGGCAGUGGCAAAGCGAGAGUACCCAAAGUUUCUAAAACGUUUCACCUCUUACGUGCAAGAGAAAACUGCAGGAAAACCUAUUUUGUUUUAGUAUUAACAGUGACUGAAGCAAGGCUGUGUGACAUUCCAUGUUGGAGGAAAAAGUAAAAAACAAAAUUGAAUGCUCUAAGCUGGAACAUAGGAUCUAUAGCCUUGUCUAUGGCCCAACACCUUGGCCUUGUGUACACGAAGGAAGAAGUAUUGCAAUAGCAAAGCCGAACGUCUAACACUAGCUGUCUCCUGCUAGAUCUCCUCGCUCAGCAUUUACCUAUAAAUACAUGUACAAUGACAUGUAUAUGGCUAUAUUUUUAUUUGCUUGCUCCUAGAAGAGAAAAAAAUCAACUUUGAAUCACAACUAGGAAUUGAUGCUUUAAUUUUUGGAAACUUUUUCAGAAUUUUUAAUUUACUGUGGUCAGGCCUAAGAUCCUCAGUUGUAUCAGGUUUUGUGCACAAAAGAAAAGCACAAAAGUUGAACGCACAUGGGGCCUGUGCUUUCUGUGCACCAAAUAUCUGGAUGGGGGUCUUUUUUCAGGCCUACAGUCAAAUAUGUGUCCUGAAUUUUUUGACUUUUUUGCUUUGUAUAAUCAUAGAAUUCAUUGCUGCUGAUUUCUCUACUGAUUGGUGUUGUCGUGUAAAGUGUCUCAGUGACAGGGCUGUCCAUCACCUGCGAGUUUGCCUUUUCUAUAGUCUUACUCCGAUGAAGAGCCUUGGUUCUGAUGGAGAAAGAGUGAAAAGCUGUAUUUUUUCCCCAGAUAUCUUUACAUUUCUGUUGUCUUUUUAGUUGUGUACUGUGUACUACAGAUUCUUUUCAGUUUGUUACAAACACAAUUUAGUAAUUCCUUAAUUGGUUUUGCCUGCCUCCAAACAGAAACAUCUGUACACAUCUUGUGGGUAUAAAUUACUUUCUGGUAAAAUGGUUAGGAUAAAAUGAGCUCAUAUGUUCCUGAAAUUUAUAAGAGGACAUAUGGUAUUACUUGUUAAAGCAAAUCAAACUGUUUGACAUUUGAGUCAAUAUUUCUAGUAUUCAUAACAGGUACGUUCGUUAGUUCUUCUCAUUUGGGUCAGUUUAAAAGCUAUGUUGUAAGAUAUGCAUAGAAAAUGUGACCAGUGCACCUGUGUCCCUCUUUAUCAGAAACUGCAGCAGAGCAGUAAAGGAUUCCAUGUGAUUCAAACUGAAAUUCUUUCUUUAGUUGCAUUAAGAACUUAAAUGUAAAAUACCUUUUCUAGUUUUAGGCCUCUGUGAAAAACCUUGAAGCGUGGAGCUGAGGUAAGAAAUGGUACUCAUUGAAGUAGAAAUGACUGCCCUCUUAAAAAUCUUCGUUUUGUUUAUACACAUAUGUGCUUACAGAAAUCAGAGGCAUUUGGUAGACACUUUGCUGACUUGCACAUCUCUGUAGAAACACAGAAAUCAGAUGAAUUUUGUAAAGCAGAAAGUCAUGUCACAUGGACCAUGUCCUGUAUAUAUUUCACACAUGGUAAUGGGGUCUUAAUGAUAAAUGCAAGGUGAUAAUUUAAUGAUGGGAUUAGUCUGAUCACUUGUGCACAAUCCUGGAAGUGAAUUACUUGCAUCAGAUAUAGUGGUAUUUAUUAUUCUGUACAGAGAGAAAAAUACGUAUAAAACAUAUGCUUACAUUACAUGCACGCAGAUUUCAUGCUCCAUAAAUCUUUUCUAUUUUUUAAUUUGCCGUUCUCUAAAUGAUGUGCAUGGAAUAUGCCUUAUUUCAGAAAAAUGCUGUUCAUAAUUUGACUACAUGGAGAAGUGCCUAUAUGGUGGUAAUGCUAGUAAGGCAAAUAAGACAAAUUAUCAUAUCAGUUUACUACAUCACCAGUUAACAUUUUAUAUUGUGACGUUUAAAAAAGAAAAGUUUAUACCUCAAAUGUGUACUUUAUUUUACAAUCAGCUGUGGCGUUGGGAUGGGAGUAUGGGAGGGUUGGGAGAGGAAGGUUUGUUUACCAUAGCCGCUGUGAGAGGAAUCUUCAAAAAAAUUCUCUAUGCCCACUAUAAAUGUUUCUCUGUUUGCCGUUUCUGGUAACUAUCAUGAACACAGACAAGUAACUUUCAUAACUGAAUUGGAUAGCUUUAUUUUACAAAGAUAUGGAAAGUUUACAAAGCAGUAUCUAAAUCUAAUUAUCAUAAGUUUCAUUUGCACUAAAUGUUAAUGAUAGACUUUUGCAAUUGUGUAAAUAAAAUGAUUACACUAAAAAUAUUUGUAUUAAAAAAGAAAAGAAAAAGAUGCGUUUUACCUUUAGAUAACUGCACUGGUACUUCACUGAAGUUAAUUCCGUCCAACCAGGGUUAGAAAUGAGUUGGGGAAUAUGAAAAGAGUUUAAAAGAGGUCAGAUUUGGAGAGGUACUAGCCAUUUAGACAAUAUCCAGACCCUCUAGAAUUAUUUCCAUAUGGCUAAUUCCUGUAUACAAAUAUACACAAUGCUUUCUCAUCCACGGUUAUUUCCUAUUUCUCUUCCCUAAGCAAAAAAAAAAAAAAUGCUAUGCUUUCACUCUCUUGUCUUCUCAGUUACUCUUUUGUACUGUGAUGGAAACUUGAAAAAUACUGGUGAUGAGGGGUUUUGUCCCUGAGUGCCCACUGUACAGUUCAAGAGAGCACAGUAUUUCACUUGGAGUUCAGGACUCCUGAUGUGGAGGUGGAGCGUGAUCCUAGCAGCUCCUGGUUUGGGAUCGCCCUAGGGACAGCCAGACCAAGGAGGGGGUGGCUGGGAGCGAGGUGUAAGAAUACAGAAUAAGGAAAGGAGGAAUGCGUUCCUAUUUGUUCCGUUCCAUCAGCUCACGUGUACACCUGUACAACAUCAGUGUCAGUUGCUAUUGAGAAAACUUUAGUUGGGCUGAGCUGGUUCUCCUGUGAAAUUGUGCUGGUUAUCUUUAAGCUUAUCAGUUUUUGUCCAAUUAAACACUUUCACCAGUAUUUAGUCCAAGUUGUACAGACGAUGUAUUUGGAUUAUUGUCAUUGUUCAUCUAUGAACUCAACACAUAAUCAUUUUAAAGUACCCUGGGAGUGUGUAGAGUGUAACUCUUCUAUAAUAGCUUUAUGAUCCUGAUGAUGUUUUUAAAAAAUAAUAAAGUUGGAUCUUCCAUGUUACAAUCACAAAAUUAAAACCAGUAUUUAAAAAUGGAAAAGUAUUAAAAUAUUAUGGACUACUGUA
This is a messenger RNA of Diceros bicornis minor, 5319 nucleotides long. It is a transcript of the gene CERT1, whose product is annotated as ceramide transporter 1. Gene Ontology annotation, biological process: ER to Golgi ceramide transport. The record is from RefSeq and is a predicted model, not a curated record. The transcript has 18 exons. Gene Ontology annotation, cellular component: Golgi apparatus. Gene Ontology annotation, molecular function: phosphatidylinositol-4-phosphate binding. Lineage: Eukaryota; Metazoa; Chordata; Mammalia; Perissodactyla; Rhinocerotidae. Bases 344 to 2212 code for a protein of 622 amino acids.